Molecule: messenger RNA, 1112 nt
Organism: Macrosteles quadrilineatus (aster leafhopper)
Lineage: Eukaryota; Metazoa; Arthropoda; Insecta; Hemiptera; Cicadellidae
Exons: 3
Coding region: 1-1005 (334 amino acids)
Molecular function (GO): arylformamidase activity
Source: RefSeq, a predicted model, not a curated record
AUGAGCUCGACUCCGGUUCGAACUGCAAUGUUCGCAGUGGGUCGUAUAGCCCUGGUGGUGUGGGCAGUGGUGUGCCAGUGGGGGUGUGCUGAAGCAUGUAGUGAUUGUGCCUACACAGGGUCGCUCCUCACCUACUACAUCAAUGGGAUGAACGGACCCUGCUGGCCAGGGUUCACCCCGUUCCUGGUCUUCCCGGAGAUCACCGAAGACACUCUCUUCUCUGGGUUCACCGAAGACCGCUACAUCUCCGGAGAUGAGGUUGCCACCUUCAUCGAGGUCGGGGGAUGCUACCACCCGGAGGGGAAGUUGAUCGGAGAUCUUGGACCGGAAGAUUUAUUCCUCCUGGAGACCAUCCAAAUUGACGUAACAUGGAAAGCUGCCAAGGACUCGAACUACGAGAUUACCAAGGAAGACAUAGAGCAGUGGAUCUGCGAGUAUGGGAUGAUUCCUCCGCGGUCCUUUGUCAUCUUCAACACAGGGUGGUCCUUCAAGCGCGGUAACCGGUACUACGGUCCGGACACCCUGGCUGACAUCGGCAAGGUCGAUGACCUUCUGACCGACCUAUUGGGCACCAACGUCCUGGAAGAUAUAGAGUACCUCAUCCCUGGAGUACUGGAAUUCUCUUGGCCUGGAUUGUCUGCAGAGGCCGCGGAGUUCCUUUACGACCACUUCGACAUCAAAGGCAUCGGUAUAGACACGCCCUCUGUGGACGCUGGGUUCCGCUACAGGUCCUACGUAGGCGACUACCCUGACACCCGAGGUGUGAGGAGGUUCCUAGCCUCCUACGGGCUGUUCUUGGUCCAGAACCUGCUGCUGUUGGACAUUCAGCUCCCUGCUAGAGGGGUUUUCACAACUCUAGGAGUGUUCAACAUGUGCAAGGCCACCAGAGCACCUGUCAACGUGUAUGUAGAGUUUUGCGCUGAUUGGACUCCUUCCAUGUGCUGUGAGGUGUCUGAUUACAUUAGUGUUGUGUUGAACAACUACCCCUACCCUUACCGACGCUAAUAGAUACGGUACUUGAAAUUUAUUUGGAAUGUAACUGAUCCUUACCAAAUAAACUGAUGCGAAAUUCACUUUUUUAUAGUAAGCAUUAUACGAUACUUUUCCAAAUA